CCUAGCGAUGCGAGUUAACCAGUUGCUGUCGCUGCUGUCGUUGCUGAGUAUUCUGCCCCGGUUUGGAUGCCUGAACAUAAGGGCUCCGGAUGACGAGCGCUGUAACAUUCGUCCCUGUUAUGUCAUGAAUAUAAUUUGUAAUAAUAAUGGAUCGAUUGGAGAGUGCGAGGGAAAUGCUCGAUUGCUGGAAGAGAGCGAGUUCAGGGACGAUAUGGAUACCAUAUUCAAUACGUUGCGCAACACUGUGGCCGGUGGCAAGGAAUAUACGAAUCUGCCCAUGGCAGCGCACAUGGGCAAGAUGUACUGGGACGAUGAGCUGGCACACUUUGCUCGGCUGGACGUUCAACGUUGCAAAGUAGCACCGCGACCCCGGAUGUGCUCCAUGAACUUCAACCUCAUUGGCCGACUGGUCGAACUCUAUGGCUAUCACUCCGAUAGCCAGGGAUCCUCCACUAUCGAAACUAUUCGCAGCAUAGCCUACGGCUGGUCGGCUCAUGUGCCUAGCAUAACGCGAUAUCAAACGUUGCACUUGCCAUCCGAAUAUGACGUUGAAAACGGAUUAUUACAAUCUGCUCUUCUUUUGAUCGAGUACAAUACGCGAUUCGGCUGCGCUGCUCUGAGCUAUAAUAGCAAUAUAUACACGUAUAUGAUACUCAGCUGCGCAUUUGGCACAGACACUCAAGAGGGACAACGUCUAUAUAGCUGGGGCGGCACGCCUGGGAUCCGAUGUCAGCGUCGAGACACAACAUACCGUAAUCUCUGCGCCAGAGGCGAGAAGUACAGCUACGAUAUAAGCAGAAGAACAUUUGAUUCGUUAAGAUUGUCGAUAUUAUAGUUCCAUAUCAACGCGAUCAACUUAAUCUCAACUACAGCUUGCACCUAUUUUCAUUUAUAGCUAUAUAAAGCAAAUAUUGAGCUAGAUUUACAUGCAUCUUUACUUUGCCUUCAGAUCUUUGUGGAUUUUAUUUCAAAGCUUUUGGCAUAAAUGAUUCACGAGCACAACAUCAAACAACAUAAUCGGCAAAGAAAGAAAACUAUCAUUCAUUUCUUGUACCACCUUAUACUUAAACGUGGGGUACCAGACCCCAUCUACGACUCAAUCACAAACGAAAUCCGCCGGACUCGUGGCAAGCCUUAAAUAUUACAUGAAAUGCCGAAUCGCCAAUGAGAUGAGUCGCUGGCAAUCGCAAUGGCGAAACUCGAGGUGGAAAGCUGCUUCAACUAAUUGAACGAGGUCCAAAUACCCUUGCUUAUAUGAUCGAAUAUCGAAGAAAUAAUUAUUGAAUAUUAAGAAAAUUUUUCAUAUGGCUCGUGUAUUGUUAAACUUAAUAUUCUCUAUAUAUUAAUAUUAAAUAUAUAUAAUAAAUAUAAUUUGAUCUGUAUGAAUAUAUAUUAAA
Molecule: messenger RNA, 1397 nt
Organism: Drosophila mojavensis
Lineage: Eukaryota; Metazoa; Arthropoda; Insecta; Diptera; Drosophilidae
Product: allergen Tab y 5.0101
Exons: 3
Coding region: 8-835 (275 amino acids)
Source: RefSeq, a predicted model, not a curated record